Plasmodium gallinaceum is the source of this 459-nucleotide messenger RNA. Its product is annotated as mitochondrial ACP precursor, putative. Gene Ontology annotation, molecular function: acyl carrier activity; acyl binding. The transcript has 2 exons. The record is from RefSeq and is a predicted model, not a curated record. Gene Ontology annotation, cellular component: mitochondrion. Lineage: Eukaryota; Apicomplexa; Aconoidasida; Haemosporida; Plasmodiidae. The coding region runs from base 1 to 459 and encodes 152 amino acids. Gene Ontology annotation, biological process: fatty acid biosynthetic process.
AUGAAGAAAAAAUUGAUUCAAAAAAUUUUUUUUAAUAAAAAUAUAAAUUUUUCCUACAUAUCUAGAAGGGGAUAUUUUAAAACCCUAUUACAAAAUGAUAUGAAACACAAAUGGAAUGGUUUCUGUAAAAAUAAUUAUAUAAAAAGUGAACAAUUCGUCAAUUUCUCUACGGAAAAAAAAAGUGAAUUAAAUUUCCUCAGUAAAGAGCAAAUAGAAGAAAAGGUUAUUACUGUCUUAAAAAAAUACUUACCUAAUGAUGCUGAAAUUAAAUAUGAAGAAGAAUUAGAAAAAAACAAAACAAAGGAUAAUAGAGCUUGGGAUUUUUUGGAUACUGUAGAAUUUUUAAUAGAUAUUGAAUCUGAAUUUAAUAUUACAAUUCCUGAUGAAACAGCCGAUAAUAUAAAAACUUUACAAGAAUUAAUAGAUUAUUUAGUUCAGUUAAAUACCAAGAAACCCUAA